CUUGCACAGGUCCUCUUAAGUUCGAGUACACAAAUGAAACGAAAAAUGAUGUAAAGUUGGGGCUGAACCCUUAUUCAUGGACAAAGACAGCCAGUGUGAUAUUUAUAGACCUACCAGUUGGCACUGGUUUUUCAUAUGCAAAGACAUGGCAAUCAUCAAGAAGCAGUGAUUCCCUUGUAGUUACUCAUGCAUACGAUUUUAUAAGAAAGGGAUUUUUGAUUGUGAACCCUCUUACGGAUAGGUCCAUAGACUUUAAUUCAAGACCCGAAUUUGCUUAUCAAGCUGCACUUAUAGAAGAGGAAAUCUAUGAGCCAGCAAAAGAAAACUGUGGAGGUGUAUACUUUAAUGUAAACCCAAAUAACACAUUGUGUCUCGACAGUCUUAAACCCAUAUAUGAGUCGAAUCAAUGUAGGUCAAAUAUUAGAUCCGGUUUGCAAUGCACAAGAUCCAAAGACAAUUUGUCGAGAAUCCAUUUAUGCCUAUUCGAGUAUUUGGGCAACAAAAAAUCUGUACGAGAAGCUCUCCACAUUCAUGAGGGGACAGUUGACAAUUUUCAGUUCACCAACAGAAGCAUUCGGGCCGAAUUUGCAAAUGGAAACUCCAUAUAUUACACCUAUGACAUCAACAGUAGUUUAGCUUACUAUAAGCAACUUGCUACCAAAAAGUGUCAUGCCUUGAUUAUCAAUGGUGAUCAUGAUAUGACAUUUCCAUAUAUUGGAACCAAGAAAUGGAUAAAUAGUCUUAAGCUUAGAGUCAAGAGCCCAUGGAGACCAUGGUUCGUUCGUACUCAAGUCGCUGGAUAUGAGAAGACAUAUUCAGAAGCCAAUUUCUCCUUGAAAUAUGGGACUAUUAAGAGAGAGGUUUGGAGUGAAGGGAUGAUAAUGGAGCCAAAAAACAAAAUGCAAAUCUAUCUAAUCAUCCUCGUGCUCAUACUGCAAUUGCACAUGUCACCCUCGACAUGUUCCAAAUCGAUCGUCAAGUAUUUGCCCGGCUUUUCAGGCAAUCUUCCCUUCACUCUUGAAACCGGUUAUGUUGGAGUGGGGAAAGGCGAAGAAGUGCAGUUAUUCUACUACUUUGUCAAGUCUAAAACAGAUCCACAAAAAGACCCAUUGCUACUUUAUCUCACUGGUGGUCCAGGGACAUCCGGCAUUAUUCCCUUCCUUUGUCAAAUCGGUCCACUUAACUUCAAAUACACAAAUGAAACAAAGACCGAGGCAACAUUGAAAGUGAACCCGUAUUCAUGGACAAAGAAGGCUAACAUCAUAUUCAUAGAUUUACCGGUCGGCACUGGAUUUUCCUACGCUAAAACAUGGGAAUCAUCGAGGAGCAAUGAUUCCUUAGUUGUUACUCAUGCGUACGAUUUUAUAAGAAAGUGGCUUAUGGACCAUCCUACGUUUGUCAGUAAUCCAUUGUACAUAACGGGGAUUUCAUACAUGGGAAUUGUCAUUCCAAGACUUGUGUCAAGAAUUUAUGACGGCAAUGAACGGAAUAUUCAACCCAGAUUGAACAUCAAAGGUUACUUGAUCGUGAACCCACUUACAGAUAAGUUCAUAGAUUUUAAUUCGAGAGUUGAGUUUGCUUAUCGAGCUGCACUUAUAGAAGAUGAAAUAUAUGAGCCAGCAAAAGAACAUUGUGGAGGUAAAUACAUAUAUGUAGAUCCAAACAACACAAUGUGUUUAAAUAGUCUUCAACCUGUGAAUGAGUGUAUAGCUCGAAUCAACCUACUACAUGUCUUAGACCCACUUUGUGAUCGACAAGACCCAAAACUAAUUUGUCGGGACUCCAUUUAUUCCUAUGCUAAUAUUUGGGCAAACACUAAGGCCGUAAGAGAAGCUCUUCACAUACGUAAGGGAACAAUAGACAAAUUUCAGUUCAGCAACACAAGCAUCGCAGGUAGAUUUGGGAAGGCAGACUCCAUAAUUUAUUCCUAUAAUAUCUUCAGCAGCAUAGCCUACCAUAAAAAACUGAGCAGUAAAAAAUGCCAUGCUUUGAUUAUCAAUGGUGAUCAUGAUAUGACUUUUCCAUAUAUGGGCGUGAAGCAAUGGAUAAACAGUCUCAAUCUUAGAGUCAAAAGCCCAUGGAAACCAUGGUUCAUUCAUACUCAAGUUGCCGGAUAUGAGAAGGCAUACUCCGAAGCCAACUACAGUUUGAAAUAUGCAACUAUUAAGGGUGCUGGUCAUUCUGUAGCAAUAUACAAGCCUGAAGAAUUGAUGGUCUUAGUACAAAACUGGCUUGCUUCUCACGCUGACUCUACAAAAUCGUAGACACUUAACUAACAAAAUAGUUACCAAACAGUAAUUUAUUUUGAUUAGAAUUGACCAACUUUGUUUUACUGUACAGUAAAACCAGUUUUACAGUCACAUACAUUUCUUGGCACAGAUGUCAAGCUUGGAAAUUAAUAAUGUUAUUUGUGCCCAAAAACUUCCUGUAUGAAUGUUGAAAUGUAUUAGAAUUUGAAAGUUGUGAGGUAAUAGCAUUGUGGUUACUGGUCA
Molecule: messenger RNA, 2492 nt
Organism: Erigeron canadensis
Lineage: Eukaryota; Viridiplantae; Streptophyta; Magnoliopsida; Asterales; Asteraceae
Product: serine carboxypeptidase-like 13
Exons: 23
Coding region: 699-2264 (521 amino acids)
Biological process (GO): proteolysis; secondary metabolic process
Molecular function (GO): serine-type carboxypeptidase activity; acyltransferase activity, transferring groups other than amino-acyl groups
Source: RefSeq, a predicted model, not a curated record